AUAGUAAAACCGCAUUACGCCUAGUUUCCGAAACGGGAUGUAUCUGCAUAUGAUACGUGCGCGUAGCGGCGUUAUUUCACUCAGCGAAUGCUGCAAUUCUAGGCGUUUUUUUAACGCCCAUCUGUGUGUCUGUGAGAUAUUUCAGCUUUUUCCAGACAUGACCUGUAACACUCACCCAGUCAGCUAACCGCGUUAACGUUCAUAAGCUGCUGGUGAAACUAGCUGCCAACCGCAGACCUUAUUGUGUGUUUAAGAGCAGAACAGCGAUGAGUGACGGCGUGCGCUAGCGAGGGACUGGCCGUGGCGAUGCCGGUCUGGGUCGAUGUCCCUCCUGGUCAUAUUUGAGCAGGAUGGGAUAUUCAUACAUCCGGGCGCCGACAGCUCUGAGUUUCAGGAUUCCCUUACAUCUGGGUUUCUCCGCAUCUUGGAUAAGGAUGGUGAAAUACUGGUUGAAUAUAAACCUUUGGAGGAUUCGUCUAACAUGCUGUGUGCUGGCAAGGAUUCCAGCUCGGUGGUUCAGUGGGCUCAGUGUCCGGGAGACAGACGCCACCGAUCUGUGGAGCAGCAGCAGAGCUAUGAGACUGAAUGGGACAUGGUGAACACAGUCUCCUUCAAGAAGAAGCCCUCUGCCAACGGGGAAGCACUCUCCAGCCCUGCCCCGGAGCGGACUAGGGGGGCGUUCCUUUUCAACGUGAGUGACCUCAAGACCAUCAAGGUGAAGACGGAGGGGUGGUCCCGCCUGAUCUUCUGCCUUAAGGAGGACGUCACCCUGCCUGACCUCCACUUCCACCAGGGUGGCAGCGAUGCCUUCCUAGACUCCCUCGGUGGAUACCUGCUGCUCACCCAAUCUCCUGGCGAUCGGUCCAUCCUGGUGGUCAGCAGCCAGAGCAAAGCGCUUUCACAGUCCUUCGAGAACCUGCUGGACGAUGCUACAUUUGGGCUGGUACAGAAAUUUAAGAACGACCCUUACACAACGACGCUGGGGGGCUUCUCCAAGGUGACCAACUACAUCUUUGAUGCCUUUCGUGGACCGGAAAUGGCACACCGGCAGCGGCCGGCCGAGGAGGUGGCGGAUCUGAUCAGCGAGGCCAUGCCUGGGCUGGAGGUCAAUCAGCAAGAGGAGCCGGGCUUCGAGGUCAUCACCAGAAUUGAUCUGGGCCCCAGACCGGCCGUGUGGAGGGGGGAGCCGGUGUCGGCUGAAGCCUGGGCGGAGCACAUGGAUGCCGAGGGGAGAGUGCAGAAUGUGGCCCAGCUGAAGGAAGCCGUCUUCAAAGGGGGUCUGUGUCAUGCUGCCAGGAGGGAGGGUUGGAAGUUCCUGCUGGGGUACCUCCCCUGGGACACCACGCGCGAGGAGAGGAAGGGCCUGCAGAAGAGGAAGACCGAUGAGUAUUUCAGGAUGAAGCUGCAGUGGAAGUCCGUCAGUGAGGAGCAGGAGAGGAGGAACUCGCGGCUGAGGGAUUACAGGAGUCUGAUUGAGAAAGAUGUCAACAGAACGGACCGAACCAACAAAUUUUACGAAGGGCCGGACAACCCGGGGCUGAUUCUGCUCCACGACAUCCUGAUGACGUACUGCAUGUACGACUUCGACCUGGGGUACGUUCAGGGAAUGAGCGAUCUGCUCUCGCCGAUCCUGUACGUCAUGGAGAAUGAAGUGGACGCUUUCUGGUGCUUUGUGUCCUUCAUGGACCAGAUGCACCAGAAUUUCGAGGAGCAGAUGCAGGGCAUGAAGACGCAGCUGAUACACCUGAGCACGUUACUGCGGCUGCUAGAUCAGUCCUUCUGGAACUACCUGGAAUCCCAGGAUUCUGGUUACCUGUACUUCUGCUUCCGCUGGUUGCUGAUCCGCUUCAAGCGCGAGCUCAGCUUCCAGGGCGUCCUCCGGCUGUGGGAGGUCAUGUGGACCGGACUCCCGUGCCAGAAUUUUCAUCUGCUAGUCUGCUGUGCUAUUUUGGACUCGGAAAAGAGGAAGAUCAUGGAGGAGAAUUAUGGAUUCAAUGAAAUCCUGAAGCACAUAAACGAACUGUCAAUGAAGCUGGACGUGGAGGAGAUCCUUCAGAAAGCAGAAGCCAUCUAUAGGCAGAUAGAGAGCUGCAAGGAUCUGCCGAGUUCUGUGGGAGAGAUCCUGGGAUUCCAAGCUGACCGCGAACAACCCAAACUGGACGGCAGCGAGUUUGGACUCCUGGACUCCCCGCAGCCGCCCCGGCGAUGGCACACGCAGGAUUUAGGGGAGGACUUCAUUCCCAAUGGCAACGGACAUUUGAGGGAAACACACGAUGUUUACAAAUUAGCCUACAUCUUGUAGCGAGGGAGCCUCUCAGCCACGGAGGCUUUGAUAUGUUAAUCCUGUCAACAAGCAGUGUUGGGUUUCAGUUUAAUAUUGGUUGCGGUUUCCAGAUGUAGAGUUGGGGAAGGGGGGGGGGGACAGGAAUCCUAAAUCUUAAAUAUUUUUGUAAUUCCUUGUAUGACAUUAUUUUUCUGUUUAUAAUCAUUCCCCCUCGGGAGCCGAAGGUAUUUUAUCAUUGACUAAGUUGCAUUUCUUUUUCCUCAUUGAUGAAUGAAUUAUUUUGCUGACUGAGAGUCCCUGUGUGGAUGGCCGAUGCAUUUCCUGCGUCUUUUUUUUUUUUUUUUUGCGUUGCGUGGCCGUUGUUUGUCCGUUUGCUUGAAUCAUGAUGGCAUAUCGCGAUGCACAGCUUUGCAGUGGCAGCUGUCCACUACUGGCUACUGUCGUGUGUCUCUGUCUGGGACCGGGGGGGGGGGGUACCAAGAACCCCCAGAACUACGGGACAGAUGAAAAGUACCCAAACUCUGCCUUACUCAGUACCACGUCGACCUUGGUUUCAGUUAAACGCAAAGGCUCGCCACCUUCUGAGCGUGACGUUUCUCAUUUUGGCUGUCUGACCACCACAUGUGGCCCCGGUUCUGCAGAAGUCACGCGAACAUCGAAGGAGACCUGUGUGUGGGCGCCGUGCUGCCCUGGUGUUCUGUGGGUGGCGCCGUGCUACCCUGCUGCCCUGCUGCCCUGCGGGUGGCGCCGUGCUGCCCUGGUGUCCUGCGGGUGGCGCCGUGCUGCCCUGCUGCCCUGCGGGUGGCGCCGUGCUGCCCUGGUGUCCUGCGGGGUGGCGCCGUGCUGCCCUGCUGCCCUGCGGGUGGCACCGCGUGCUGCCCUGCGGGUGGCGCCGUACUGCCCUGCUGUCCUGCGGGUGGCGCCGUACUGCCCUGCUGUCCUGCGGGUGGCGCCGUGCUGUCCUGCGGGUGGCGCCGUGCUGCCCUGCGGGUGGCUGAUGGAGCUCUGAGCGACAUGACAUCAGUUCCUCUCUUCCACGCAGCGACUGGUGGGUUGUCACAAAAGCGAAGUGGUCGGUGGCCCGACCAGGGGGUGACCUGUGAUAGUCGCUAAGAUAUUUUAGUUAGAUUUACACCUGAAUCUGAACUGGCUUGGAUGGUGUGGCGUCCGGUCGCCUUCAGUCAUAGCACAAUUCCAACACCAACGUUGAAUGACAGACUGAAUCCUCCCAUCCCUGGUCGAUCCCCCGUUAGAUCAAAGAACAAAAGACUCAUAUAUGGGAAAAAAAAAUCAAGGAAAACAAGUGACCUUCGCAUCGAUGUUUGGUUUUGCGUGGGAACGCAGUCAGCUGUGCACCGGUAGCUUUUGCCUUCUCCAGUUUCAGUUUGUCGUCCUCAGAAGCAGGUGUGGAAAAGGUACCCCCCGCACCCAAGGCAACGCACUGCUGUGUGGACAGGAGGCUCCGGAAGGUUCUGCGAGAGCCGAGUUUGCUCCGCUGCCUGUGGUCGUUGUCCGGUACAGCCUGAAGUGAGCAGUACUCGAAGCCCGGGGUGACUUCACAGCAUUUCCGUGUGCUACAUGUUUGUAUAUUCUUGAUGAUUGCAAUGUUCUGGUUUGAUAUCAUCUUUGAUAAAUAACUAUGCUUGAAACUCA
Brienomyrus brachyistius is the source of this 3937-nucleotide messenger RNA. It is a transcript of the gene tbc1d15, whose product is annotated as TBC1 domain family, member 15. Gene Ontology annotation, biological process: activation of GTPase activity. Gene Ontology annotation, molecular function: GTPase activator activity. The coding region runs from base 323 to 2302 and encodes 659 amino acids. Lineage: Eukaryota; Metazoa; Chordata; Actinopteri; Osteoglossiformes; Mormyridae. The transcript is spliced from 17 exons. The record is from RefSeq and is a predicted model, not a curated record.